Molecule: messenger RNA, 1779 nt
Organism: Drosophila guanche
Lineage: Eukaryota; Metazoa; Arthropoda; Insecta; Diptera; Drosophilidae
Gene: CycY
Product: cyclin-Y
Exons: 2
Coding region: 295-1491 (398 amino acids)
Biological process (GO): regulation of cyclin-dependent protein serine/threonine kinase activity; regulation of canonical Wnt signaling pathway
Cellular component (GO): plasma membrane
Molecular function (GO): protein kinase binding; cyclin-dependent protein serine/threonine kinase activator activity
Source: RefSeq, a predicted model, not a curated record
UGCAAAUGAGGUACGGGAGGAGCAGCAGCAGCAGCAGCGUUCAGUAAGCAGCGGCAGGGGGACUAUUGUGGAACGAUACGAACGCCAGGCGCCAUGCUGAUAGACAACACAGCGGUUCACACAAGACGACCAAGUGCCAAAAACGAGUUACGAGCGUGAACAGCAGAGCAGCGACAUCAGCCAAAGCCACAGCCAGGAAAGGGAACUGGGAAACAGUGACGUGAAAAUUGCAUUUAAACUGCCAAUCCACUCCAAAGCACUCCAACUCAUCAAUCAAGCCAUCUGUCAAUCAUCAUGGGCAACAAGAACUCGUGCUGUGCGUACUCCAGUCCGCAGUCGGAUCGCAAGUCGAAGGACAUGCCGCCAGUGUUUGAGGAGCGACAUCAGAUGAAUCAUCCGCCACACACCUCACAGCAUCAGCUGGAUGGACACCUUGUCUCGACGGCGGCUGUGCACCAUCAUCAUCAUCACCAUAAUCGCCAUCAGCAGGACGGAGGCGAUAGCUUUGAGAAUCAACAGAAUCUGCAGCACAUCUCGGAGCGUGAGCCAGUGGAGGGCGACGAGGAUCCAUCGGUGGAUCCAACGGCAGCCACCAUGUUCCUCGAACGCUCGAAGGUGGAGAAUGGCGGCAUGACGCGUAAACGCUCACAGCAGCAGAUUGCCCAGCAGGCGGGCAGCAUUGGCGGCGGCGGCAGCACACCCGGCGGCAACAGCUGCGGCGGCGGUGGUGGCGUUGGCGGUGGCAUGAAGAAGAGCUCCUCCUGCUCCACCAUCUAUCUGGAUGACAGCACUGUGUCGCAGCCAAAUCUCAAGAACACAGUCAAGUGUGUCUCGCUGGCGAUUUACUAUCACAUCAAGAACCGUCAGUCGGAUCGGCGUCUGGACAUAUUCGAUGAGAAGAUGCAUCCGCUGACGCAUGACCCGGUGCCGGAGAACUAUGACACCCACAAUCCGGAGCAUCGACAGAUCUACAAGUUUGUGCGAACGCUCUUCAAUGCCGCCCAACUGACGGCCGAGUGUGCAAUCAUCACGCUAGUCUACCUAGAGCGACUUCUCACCUACGCGGAAAUGGAUGUGGGCCCCUCCAAUUGGAAGCGCAUGGUGUUGGGUGCCAUUUUGCUUGCGUCCAAAGUGUGGGAUGAUCAGGCCGUCUGGAAUGUGGACUACUGCCAGAUACUCAAAGACAUUACAGUGGAGGACAUGAACGAGCUGGAGCGACAGUUUCUCGAGCUGCUGCAGUUCAACAUCAAUGUGCCCUCUUCGGUGUAUGCCAAAUACUAUUUCGAUUUGCGGACACUGGCCGAGGCGAAUGAGCUCAAUUUCCCCACAGAGCCGCUGUCCAAGGAGCGUGCCCAGAAGCUGGAGGCCAUGUCGCGCGUCAUGCAGGACAAAGUCACAGCCGAGGCGCUCAAGAAUGGCAUCAAGAAAUGGUCCUCCAUGGACAACAUCAGUCAGGGCGGUCCGCGUCGCAGCGUGGCCAUAUUAUCGUGAUUUAUAUUAGCUUACUAAAAACAAAACUAUAAAACAAACAAGAAAAUAAGAAGAAACCAGAUCUGUUUUCUGUAGCAGUCCUCCGUAGUGUGUCGAGUCCGAUUAAGCAGGAAUUUCGUGUUUAUUUUGUACUUUCAUUUCGUUACGAAAUAGCACCCCAAGCAAAUGAUAAAAGAUAUUUAUAAACAAAAACGUUUUAGCCACACACAAGUCUCGAAUUAAGGACCACUUUUUACAUUAUACAUACAUUCAGAGCCAGUGUAUAUUCUUGUGAAAAACUACCGAUUG